UAUUUUAAAAAUCUCUGUGGUAUAUCUGUGAUCCAUUUUCAAAGACUUACAUCAUCAGUGGGAACACAUGGGCUCGGGGGCUGAGUGUUACAGACCUGCUGGGGAAGUUGCAAAGCAUUAAGCAACAGACUAACAUAGCAUUGUUUUGGUCUUGUCAUGGGAUUUGUCACAAUAACAUAAAUAUUGAAUAUCAUCAUCCUCAUCCUUGAAGUCAUAGACUUGUCUACCAAUUAAAAUGAUCAACUAGUAGAUGUGUCACAUGGAUGUCUUUCAAAGGGAUCGAUGUUUGUGGUUCAGCUGGUUUCUUUGAUUUAUAAUGUUCUUUUUCAAAGUAGAGCUUUGUUAUUGCAGUAUGUGAGGUCUGAUUGGUAUCCAGUGAGUUGGAAGGAUUGCAGAGAUUGUGUUUGAUUAUAGCUCCGUUCAGCAUCAGCAUGAGCUAGACGGCACUUCCAGUGGGUCCAAUUACAGCACAUAUCUAAUUGAUGUUGGAGCUAAACGUCGACUCGGCCUAUGAAAUGGCAGGGAGAGAGACUUGGCAAGGUCUCUACCUGAGCAGCAACCUGCAUGGUCAAAAUAACAAUUAGCCCAGGCUCAGCACAUGGUGAGUCAUCCUGGCAACCCCAGGGUGAGCCUCCUGGCGCUUGUGUCCAAGCUGUUGUCUUGAUAAUAUAUGCAGGCACUUCUUUUCAUCAGGAGAGGGCAAUGUUCACAACCUAACUUCAGAUGUAUUGCACUGCCAUGGAGAGUUCGUCGGUGUACAUGUGCUUCCCCUGCUACCAGGAGUUCAACACCCUGGAGGAGGUACUGGAGCAUCAGUUGACAUGCACUGCAGAGGAAGAACAGCCGGUAACAUCUGGAACCACCCCUAUCACAGUUCCACUGCUACAGACGACUCGGCAACAGGUAAUAAAUAUAUCAAAGACAGUCACAGUUCCACAGAUCCAAAUCCAAGCAAUACACUCCCCCACGCAACCUGUUGUCAAGGAGGCUGAAGUAAGCGAAAAUGUGACCUCAGACCAGCCCAGGAUCCUCUACCAGUGUGGGGACUGUGAUGAACUUUUCAAGACCCUGGACCUUUGGCAACAACACCGUAAAGAAGAGAUAUGUCAGCAGUCAAAGUCAAUACCGGACACUCAACCAGAGCCAGAGACCGAUGCAGCUCAGACCACAGAUUUACCUUUAAAUCCAGAUUAUUGUUCUCCCUCGAGGAGUGAAAGUAGUGAAAACCUUAAAGCGGAACCACUGGAGAAUCCCAUAGUAGGGGAAGAGGGGCAGCAAGUUACAGAGACCUCCUCAGCUCAGAGCUCUGAUCCUCCUGUUUCUGAGGUGGCUGCUUCAACCUCGAAUCAAGAGGAUUCCCCCAGGAGGAGAGGAGCAAAUAAAAAGCCUAAGCCUGAACCAGUGCUGCUGUGUGUGGACUGUGGCUCAUGCUUUGGCCUGGUGUCUGAACUCGUGGCCCACCGCAAGACCCAACACGGCUUUGAGGAAGCUCUGCAUCGCUGCUCUGUGUGUGGGGAAAGCUUUUUAAACACCACGCUUUUUCUUUACCACCGCAAGCAACACCGACAGAAAGGCGAGGAAAAGGUGGCUGUGAUUUCUGAAGAGACAUCAGAGGAAGUCUGCACUCAGAGCAACGGGACUGACGAGCAGGGCCAGGACGCCUCUUCCUCCAUCAUUCCUGUGCCCUGCAGUUUCACACAGCCCGAGUUGUUCAUGUGCACCCAGUGUGGGGAGAGCUUCAGCGACGAGGGAGGGCUGGUUUCCCAUCGCAAGCAGAAGCAUGGCCUGAAGGAGCCGCUACACAGUUGCCCUCACUGUGACGAGAGCUUCAUGAACACCACCCAGUUCCUGUAUCAUCGCCGGCAGCACCGCUUCACAUCAGGGACAGAGGAUGGCGCAGAAACUGGGGAUCAAACAGGUGCCGCUAACCUUCAGGAUACCCAACAAAGCUCAAAGCGGCUGCUUUCCCCUUCCUCUGCUACUGAAACAGGUUCCUCUCUUGCUAAGAGAAGAAGGCCCACUUUCAGGAUCUUGAGUGGCGGUAGUCCUCUCAAAGGAAACAAGGGCAGCAAAGACGAAUCAGAGGGCGUUACUGCGGCAGACUCGGACAACACCAACCACCCUCCGCCUGCCAAGCUGCUGCAGGACUGGGCCCGCACGCCACUACCCCAUGUUUGCCCCUACUGUGGCAAAACCUUCACCCGACGCGUCUUCCUCCGCACCCAUGUCUACAGCCACACCGGAGAGAAGCUUUUCACAUGCAAGGUUUGCACAAAGUCCUUCACCAACUCCCAGAGCCUGCUGCGCCACCUUAUGAGCCACACGGACACCAAGCCCUUCAGCUGCGAUGUUUGUGGCAAAAACUUCUCCCAGGCAGCCACCCUGAAGAGACACCAACGCAUUCACACAUCGACAGAGCCUCGUCGCAAGCGUGGACGCAAACCGCAGGUGUGUACUUUGGACAGCGAGGGAACUGCUCAUCUCUUCGCUUGUCCCAACUGCCCGUCACGCUUCAACACGGAGGAUCAGCUGGAACAUCACAAACUGCUCCACACCAGCCAUCCUUUCCCUUGCCCUGAAUGUGGAGAGGCUUUUAAACGCAGAAAGGACCUGGACCUGCACUCGCUCACACACCAAGACAAGCAGCCAGCCAUGUGUCCUCACUGUUCAUCACAGUUUGUGAACCAGUCAGUGCUGGAAAUCCACAUGCAGCGUUGCCCUACCACAGACGAGGACAAGAACAUCGGCCGUGGGCGGGGUCAAGGCCGGGGACGAUGCACUGGACAGGUUGAGUGUGAUCUAUGCGGCCACCGCUGCAUGACCCAGGAGGGCCUCGACCUCCAUCGGUUAUCCCACACGGGCCAGACGCCGCUCAAAUGCCCAGUGAGGCCUUGCCGCCGCCGUUUUACCUCCAACAGCACCCUGGAGGAGCACGUGCUGGCCCAUUUCCAAGGAACGGCCAACAAGUCCAAAAACCGACCCCGCUUCCGCUGUCAGAUUUGCCACAAGGAAUUUUACUACAAUUCCACCUUCAAUGUUCAUAUGAGGACACAUACUGAUGAGAGGCCCUUUGAGUGCGCCACAUGUGGCAAGCGCUUCCGCCAGCUGCCCCACCUGCAGGACCACGAGCGCAUCCACAGCGGCUUGCGACCUUUCUGCUGUUGGAUUUGCGGCAAGAGUUUCAGCGUGGCCGCCCGGCUCACCGAGCACGCCCGCACCCACAGCGGCGAGAAGCCCUACCCCUGUACCCACUGCCCCGCUGCCUUCCGCUCUCGCUCCAACCUGGAUAAACACAUCCGGCUACACGGAGACCUGCCUAUGGAGGAAGCUGAGCAGGCAGCACAAGCAGCCGAGGCGGCCCAGGUCCAGAAGGUGCUGGAGGGGGCCAAGGUGCUGUCCUCUCUGGCCACCACUGGGGAGAUUGAUCCCAGCCAAGUGCAGACCAUCUAUGUACUGCAGGGGGGCGAAGGAGGUACGGAGACGGUAAUGAUCCCGUCUGAUACGUUCAGCGGCAUCGACGGCAACUCGCAGGUCGUCAUCCUGCCCUCCUCUGUUCUGGGAGGUCAGACCAUUACUGUACCCACAAUCACCAUGGAUGCAAAUGAAAUCACAAUGGUGGAGACGGGCCAGUCACCGCAGCACUCCAUUGAGUUCAUUGUGGAGGAGACUGUCUGAAUGGCAGAUUUAAAAACUGGACAAGACAACGUUGUAGAAAGAUUAGUUCAGAAUAUAGUAAAUUUCCAUGAUUGAAGCAUUUGGAGUGAUUACCUUAUAUGUAUAUAGUUUGAUAGGUUCCUAAGGCAGUGUAAACCAAACCCUGUGUAGUAAUACAAUUUUUACAGCUUUUGUUGAGCAGAAAAUGUAAUAACGUUGUUCAGACUGUGUAAAACUAAUGAAUCAAAGGUUCAUACAAGGAUUAAAUGCUCAGCAGAACAGAAUGUACCUUAAAUUAGUCUUUCAAACUGAUUGAAAAACGGAUUGUAAAAUUGGCUCUAGAUUGUAUACAGCCAGGCAUUUACAGCCCCUAUUUAUUAGGGGAAGACAAGUGGUAGCCCAUGAAAUCUCUUCUGCUUUCUUUAUAAUAAAACGCUUCAGCUUUCA
Molecule: messenger RNA, 4101 nt
Organism: Centropristis striata (black sea bass)
Lineage: Eukaryota; Metazoa; Chordata; Actinopteri; Perciformes; Serranidae
Gene: znf574
Product: zinc finger protein 574
Exons: 10
Coding region: 724-3675 (983 amino acids)
Biological process (GO): regulation of transcription by RNA polymerase II
Cellular component (GO): chromosome; nucleus
Molecular function (GO): chromatin insulator sequence binding; DNA-binding transcription factor activity, RNA polymerase II-specific; RNA polymerase II transcription regulatory region sequence-specific DNA binding
Source: RefSeq, a predicted model, not a curated record